GCGACAUCUCCUACACCACCAACAAGUUUGGGAACCAGUACCAGGCAAUCGUCAAGCUCGAUUGUAUUCAGGGCCAGGAGUACGCCGGGCAUUUGUGCAUCAAUCAGAAGGAUGCCGAGAAGUCUGCUGCGGAGCAGGCCGUCAUGGCCUUCUCAGCACAGAUGGCUGUCUUGAAGCCGCCAGUGCAGAAGGACAAGAAGAGGAAGCCCCGAACUCCAGAAGAAAUUGCUGAGCGCAAGGCCAAGCAAGAAGCGGAAGGCAACCCCGCCAUCACGCCCAAGACGCUGUUGAAUGCUUUGGUCAUGAAAAUUGCCAAGCGCUACUUGCAGAAGGGCGAGACUGUCUAUGAGACAAAGACCUACAACGGAGGAGGGCAUCAGGCAACAGUGAAGCUUUCUGCACUGCCGGGAGAGUGGAGUGAACGAAUGUGGGCGGGCCAUGUGUGCACCACCAAGCAGAAGGCUGAGCAGAGCGCGGCAGAAAUAGCCCUGGAAUCCAUCAAGCAGGACAAGGAUCUCAUGGAGGAGGCUGAUAAGCCGAAAGGUUUCGGCAAAGGUGGCAAGGGCAAGGGGAAGGGUAAAGGCUUCAUGUGGGAUCCCUGGCAAUGGGGAUGGAUGUGGGGCAUGCCUUCAAGUGAGCUUCCGCGCAAGGACGUGCUCACAGAGACUAUCACUGGUGAAGUUCUGGAGUGGAAGGAAUCGCAUGGCUGGAUCAAGGCUGAUAUGGAGAUCGACCACAAGGCUGCGUCUCGCCGCGAGGGCAAGAUUUUCGUGGGAAAGGCAGACGUGCCUGAGGAUGGUUCAUUGGCACCCGGUGUCAAGGUCAGCUUCACAGUGUAUGAGGACCCACGUGGCCUUGGAGCCAAAGAUUUGAAAAUCCUUUGA
Messenger RNA from Symbiodinium pilosum, 884 nucleotides. Lineage: Eukaryota; Dinophyceae; Suessiales; Symbiodiniaceae. The record is from the annotation of a GenBank genome assembly.